CCGCCAAAAAAAGCAGCUGGUCUUCGUUCUUACUCUUUUAACACACUCGUUUUCGUCUCUUGUCCGAAAGCUCGAAAAAGCUACAUAACUACCCCCACAAGCUCUAUUAUUUCUCCAUAAUCUGAUCUCUUUUACCUCAUGGAGAAGAAGCACAGCCCUUCAGGACUGCCGUUCUUGCACUCCGAUGACUUUCUCCGCCGGAGCGCCUCCAAGUCCAUUCGAACCCUCGAUGAUGAUGGUUCUGGCGAUCAUGUUAAGCCACACAUCAAGGAAAUGGAUCUCUUUCCUACUAAUAACCGAUCACUUUCUUCUUCUUCUUUUGAUGUAAACAAUGGAUUGAAUCUUCUGAGUUCAACCCAAGGAGUUUCAAGGACUAGUACUGAAAAGAAACCAAACACUGAAAUGAGUGUUCUUAAAUUUGAGUUAGAAAGGCUACACGAAGAGAAUCGCAGACUGAGAAGCAUGGUGGAUCAGAUUACGAGAAACUACAAUGAACUACUAGGUCAACUAUUCAUGGUGGUGCAAACGCAAGCGCUUGCGAAUAAUAACCAACAGCUGAAGGAUGGGGGAGUAAAUGGCAUGUCAACUCCGAUAGUGCCAGUCCAACAGUUAGUGGACCCACGACCACCGUCAUAUGGCUACAAAAGGCGAGAAUUGUCGGCGUCGUCCCCGGCAAACAACAGGAUGGAAGCGGUGUCGACAGAAGGCGACAGUCGGACGGUUCAGGUUCAAGGCAAGCGCUUGUCUGUCGUCGAGGAUGGCAUCGAUGAAAAAUCUGAUCAGAGGUGGGGUUCGAUGGCGGAUGAUCAGUCAAAGAACGAAGAGCAAGUGUCGGAAGUAGCUUUGAGGAAGGCCAGAGUGUCGGUUAGAGCAAUAUCGGAGGUUCCCAUGAUAAGCGAUGGGUGUCAAUGGAGGAAAUAUGGUCAAAAGAUGGCCAAGGGGAACCCUUGCCCACGCGCCUACUACCGUUGCACCAUGGCUGUUGGCUGCCCAGUUCGUAAGCAGGUGCAAAGAUGUGCAGAAGAUAAAAGCAUUCUAAUAACAACAUACGAAGCAACCCAUAAUCACCCUCUACCGCCGGCAGCCACAGCAAUGGCGAAAACAACCUCAGCAGCGGCGGCCAUGUUGCUAUCAGGUUCAACCACAAGCAAGGAUGGAGGAGUACCACCAAGUUCCAGCUACUCUUUACCCUACGCAUCCACAAUGGCCACACAAUCCGCCUCCCCUCCUUUUCCGACCAUAACGCUUGACUUAACUCAGGGCCCAAACCCCGUUCAUUACAUCGCCCGUCCCCCGCCUUUUCCAUCACCUUUGCAUGACGGUUACCCUAUGUCUGCUCCCGACAAGCCAUCUCCGUUGCCGGAAAUGCAGAUGGUGCAACAACAACAACGUACUGCUUCCAUGGUCGAAACUGUUAAGGCCGCCAUAGCUUCCAAUCCGAAUUUCACCGCAGCCUUAGCCGCUGCUAUUUCGACAAUCGUGGGAGCACCACCGACACAGACCAACGAUGGAAUCAGUGCUACUAUCAAUGGUGGGGUACCUGGUCUUCCGGAAUCACCGCAGCUCCCUCAGUCUUGCACCACUUUCUCCACCAACUAGCCAUUGGGUGAUGAAAUUUUGAUGUCUUCGUAUUGACCAGUAAUAUUAUACGAACAUAUGAGUAGAAUAUACCCAGCAAGAACACCUUGGGCUAAUACCAGCACAUA
Molecule: messenger RNA, 1706 nt
Organism: Hibiscus syriacus
Lineage: Eukaryota; Viridiplantae; Streptophyta; Magnoliopsida; Malvales; Malvaceae
Product: probable WRKY transcription factor 47
Exons: 6
Coding region: 139-1599 (486 amino acids)
Biological process (GO): regulation of DNA-templated transcription
Molecular function (GO): DNA-binding transcription factor activity; sequence-specific DNA binding
Source: RefSeq, a predicted model, not a curated record